This is a messenger RNA of Rhipicephalus microplus (southern cattle tick), 564 nucleotides long. RefSeq names its product programmed cell death protein 6. Gene Ontology annotation, molecular function: calcium ion binding. The record is from RefSeq and is a predicted model, not a curated record. NCBI's taxonomy places the organism in Eukaryota, Metazoa, Arthropoda, Arachnida, Ixodida, Ixodidae.
AUGUCUUCGUACGGAUCGUGCGGCUCCUACAGACCUCAGACGCCAAGAGCCGACGUCAACUACCUGCGCGAUAUCUUCAACAAGGUCGACAAGGAUCGCAGUGGGCGCGUAGACGCGGUCGAGUUGCAGCAAUGUCUCUCCAACGGCACCUGGAAGCCCUUCAAUCCUGAAACAGUGCGCAUGAUGAUCAACAUCUUCGACCGCAGCCGCACGGGCAUGCUGAGCUUCGACGACAUCGUGUCCCUUUGGAACUACAUCAACGACUGGCUUCGGUGCUUCCAGGACUACGACAAGGACCGCUCGGGUUCCAUCGACAAAAACGAGCUUCGCGACGCGCUCAGAAGCUUCGGUUACCGUCUGAGCGACGGCACGAUCAAUCUCCUGCUCAUGAAAUACGACCGUGAGAGGAAAGGAUCAAUCACCUUCGACGACUACAUCCUGUGUUGCGUCACUCUUCAGACGUUCACCAGCGCCUUCAAGAGUUACGACACCGACAUGGACGGUUACAUCACUAUAAGCUACGAAAACUUUCUAAAACUCGGACUCAGUGUUUUUAUGCCAUAA